Rhizophagus irregularis DAOM 181602=DAOM 197198 is the source of this 2964-nucleotide messenger RNA. RefSeq lists its product as uncharacterized. Gene Ontology annotation, biological process: protein localization to prospore membrane. Gene Ontology annotation, cellular component: prospore membrane. The record is from RefSeq and is a predicted model, not a curated record. NCBI's taxonomy places the organism in Eukaryota, Fungi, Glomeromycota, Glomeromycetes, Glomerales, Glomeraceae.
UUAUUUUUUUUUUUUAAUAUAAUUCAACUUUUCUCUUUAAAAUUAUUUUAAUCAUCCAUUACAUUGUGAAAAAAAAAUGGCCACAGACUCUGGUUACGUCGGUAGCAGUACCGGUUUUAAAAAUCGAAACUCUUAUAUUCAAUGGACUCCACAACAUUCAUUAUCGUUGAAUGAUUCUUUUAUUUCCAAAUCAAUGUCGAAACAUCUUCACUCUACAACACGUAGGAUUUUCAUAGGUCCGACUCCCACAAAUUGGUCGUACAAAAAAAGUUCUUUUUGGUUUUCUAAAAGUGAACAAGCUACUCACCAUAAAGGUCCUAAUAGACAAAGAACGUUUAGAGCCGAACCUGAAGUUAAAGGUCCUACAAAUAUGUCUUCGUUGGAUUUCUAUGAAAUUCCCGAUAAUCAAAAUUCUGAAGCUUUACCUCAAAUUACGGAUGCGCCUUUCUUAGUUUCCGAACCUGAAGAAAUUCUGGCUGAUCAUGAUAAUGGGUGUAAUGGUUCUUUGUUCAGUAAUGAAAUAUUUUAUACACCAAAUGAAGAGUUACGUUCAUAUCCUAAUACACCUUCACAUCGUCACUUUAUGAAAGAUUCUGAAUUUUUUGGUACAAAUUAUAUGUUAGAUGUUUUUAAGCAACAAUCUCAUGAUACUCCAAGGUCAAAUGAAAAUGUUAACGAAGAAACAGAUCCAAAUCAUGUUCAUGAUAGUAAUAUUGAAAUCAAUGAUGUUCGUGAAAAUGAUGUAGAGAAUGCUAAAUCCCUUAACGAUGAUAAUGCAAUUUCUAGUAAUAUGGGUAAUUUAGAAGCUAAAUCUAUAUCACAUCCUAUAUGUGAACCUGAAAUGAUUAUUAAAGAAGAUCGCAUGUUAAUUAGAGUAGAGCGCUUGAAUAAUCAUGAAACAAUACGGCGGUACGGUGGUCCUUUUUUAAGGAGACAUCCUCCUAGAAAAUAUUUAACUCAUUCAUCAGGUUGGAGAGAAUACAUUGUUAAACUACGUUCAGGAAUAAUAGAACUAUACGAAGAUGAUAAAACUCGAGUUGAUAAAAUGAGGUUCAACAAACCAAUACGGUUGACGCUUUUUUCAGCAGUUGAUUGUACCAUUGCACUUAAGCAAAAAUCUAAAUCUAAAACAAAACUUUUUUUAAUAAACCCAAAGACUGUAGAACAAAGUAUUGAAUGGUAUCGUUCAUUAUAUGUUACACUCGGCGAGCCAUCAGUCAAACCAAUGCCUUCAUCGUGUGAAGUAUAUAUACCAGAUCUGGAUGUUCACGUAAAAAUUCCAUUAGAGAAUUUUCAAGCUUAUCAAAUCACGGCAGAGGAAGUUACUAAAUUAGUUUUAGAUGAAUUGAGCGGCGAACCGGAAUGGGAAGAUAUAUUAAAUGAAUGGCUAAAAUCUUGUGAUUUGAGAUUAUGUUGGAAGAGAUAUGAUCAAUUAGAGUGGAUUGUUUGGGAGAAAAACGAGGAAGGGAAGGUUAGAAAUGAUUUAUUGGCUUGUCCACAAUUUAUUGAAGGGACUCAUCAGCUUCAAUUACGUCCAACUGAACAUUAUCCGACUUUUGUUUAUUUACGUGAUGGAACGAAAUUAUUUGAACCUCCACCAGUAGAAGGAUACCUUAUUCGAGUUACAAAUAAUAAGGGAAAAUGGAAACCAAAAAGAUUAUAUUUUACUUCUCAUGAUAAUUAUCUUUUUUUUCUAAAACCAUUCGCAACAAGUCCUCCACCACAACCAACUUCUUCAAUUUCAAAUGAUGAAGGAAGUCAAAUUGUUCAACCAUUGAUAUAUGCUGUCGCACCACAAUCUCAAGAACAAUGUGCACAAACUGAUGCUUUCAUGAGAGCCGAUACAAAAAGACGUAUAAAGCAAAUCAUAAAUGCUAUUGCAUUUAUAAAUCUGGUUGAUGUGGCGGAGGUGAAGAGUGUUGAAGAAAUUUAUGGAGUUACGGAAAUGGAGAAUCACGGAUGUCCUUUCCAAUUAGUUUUAAAUAAUGGUAGAAGUGUUGUUUUACAGGCUUAUAAUAGACAAACCAUGCUUGAAUGGAUUAAACGAUUGAAAGAACUCAUAAAAUAUUGGAAAGCCCGAAAAGUAUCAGAUGUCCAAUUACGAAUUAAUAUGGCCAAAGUGAAUGAGAAUAAUGAUUAUGAAGAUGAUGAUAGUCACAGUCUAAAUGAAUUACAUAGUCAUUGGAAUAAUUUUCAAACUUAUGUAAAUCCAACAAUAUGGCAUUGGUGUAUUCUAAAUGGAUGUCGUGGAAUUACUAAAGGAGGUUUAUUAUAUCGAAAAUCACAUCUUCAUGGCACAUUCCGAAAUUAUCAUUAUAUUCUCACAAGAGGACGUUUAAUAUGCUAUAAUUUAUAUACGCGUAAUUUAAUAAAUGGUGUAUCAAAACAACGAUGCUAUCAUAAACGUUAUGAAAAUAUUAAUUUAGCGGAUUGUUACGUAUAUUCUGGAAAGGUAACAGAAAAUGAUUUACUUUAUUCGAGUACAUCAAAAUUUAAUGCCAGAAGUAACGGAAUACAUAGACUACCGAGAAUAUAUCCCGAUGGUAUGCAUUGUUUUGAUAAUGAUGAAGAUUGCACUUUUGUUAUAUGGCAAGGAGAACAAUCACUUUAUAUUGGGAAGGAUAAAAAAGAAAAGGGAAAUGUUAUUUGUUUUAAAAAGAAGACAAGGUUAAAUAAUCCUGGAAAAAUUCGGGUUUUUAGAACUAGAAGUAAAAUUGAGAGAGAGGAAUGGGUUUGGGCUAUUAAUGUGGAAAUUGAAAGGGCUUGUAAAGAAAGGGAAAUGAAAUGAUAAAUUUAUUAAAUUUUUUUUUGGACAUUAGUAACUUUUUAAAAUUAUGGGAAAAAAAAUGUAUUCGACUUUGUAUUACGGUAAAGAAUCGUUAUUACGUAAUUAAGCAAAAUUAUUUGUAAUAAAGUAAUAUUUUUUUAAGCUAUACGGGAAACAUAUAUGAAUUAUGUGAAGUU